Molecule: messenger RNA, 3189 nt
Organism: Zophobas morio
Lineage: Eukaryota; Metazoa; Arthropoda; Insecta; Coleoptera; Tenebrionidae
Product: zinc finger Y-chromosomal protein-like
Exons: 3
Coding region: 1793-3049 (418 amino acids)
Biological process (GO): regulation of transcription by RNA polymerase II
Molecular function (GO): DNA-binding transcription factor activity, RNA polymerase II-specific; RNA polymerase II transcription regulatory region sequence-specific DNA binding
Source: RefSeq, a predicted model, not a curated record
GGUCCUUUUAGGUUAUAAACAAAAACAAAUAAAAGUGAACAAUUAAACCCAACAGCGUGAUUGUAACAUAAUUUACAUUGUCACAAUUUAGCUUUAUCAUGUGCAGACCUACAGUGUGUAUCCGUGCUACAAGUUCACAGAAAUCGAAUUUUGGUAACGCGUAUUGUGUGUUGCCUACCUUACCGUGAAACCCAAGAAAUUGAUCACCUUUCACAAAGAAGCGCUCAAGAGACACUUUUCCCACUUUAAUUAACACAAUUUGGGUCAGCCAAAAUGGAAUACUCAGACAGGUUUUCUCAAGUGAAAUUUUUCUCGAACAAAGUACACAACUGCAGAAUUUGUCCGUAUUUCACAACGUCGGUGGCUUGUAUGGUCAACCACGACAAACGACACCGCUUGUCGUCCAUACUUUUCCACUGUGAGGACCCCAUUGACAUUUAUUACUGCACAAAGUGUGACUUUGAGACAAAUCUCGCCACUGGUUUAAAGGAGCACGUGCAGAGGUAUCACGCCGAGAACAAACAAUCAAACUACGUUCAAACGUACGUUUGCAAGAAGUGCAACUUUGAAACAAACUUUGUCUUAAAGUGGCUGCAACACAGUGCCAAUUGUCUUCAGGGUAAACAGUACGCACGACUUGUGGGUUCUAAGAAAAAUAAAAAACACAAAAGACAGCUUGUCGUGGAUGGUGAGACACUCUGGCACGAGUGUGAUAAGUGUCCAUACAAAACCAAACAAAAAGGAAAUUUGAAAAGACACACAUUCGCCCGACAUUGUGACCAAAACGACGUUAAAUCCACCACGUGUCAGUGGUACAAGUGCGACGAAUGUGACUACGAAUCCAAGUACAAAUCCUCGAUAAAAGUCCACAAAAUCACGAACCAUUUAAAAGACGACGAAAUCCAGUGGUAUCAAUGCAACAAAUGUCCUCAUAAAACCAAACAAAAAUCGACUUUGAUGAGCCAUAUUAAACGGCGUCACAUGGAAAUAAAAAAGGAGAAAAAGAUCGACGACUCCACGUGGUACAAGUGCGACUACUGUAAAUACAAGUCGAACUAUAUUCACACGUUAAAGAUGCAUAAAAUUAAGCAACAUAUGCAAGACAACGAGAUACAAUGGUACCAAUGUGAAAAGUGUCCUUUUAAAGGGAAAAUUAAAAAGGAUUUGACGCUUCACAUGUUUUCCAAGCAUGCCAACAAGAACGAAAUUAAGUGGUAUGAAUGUAAACAGUGCCCCCAUAAAACGAGAUGGAAAAGAAACUUAAUGCAACAUGAAUAUACACAGCAUUCGAGCGGUGAAAGUAUUCAGUGGUACACGUGUGAACAGUGCGAUUAUAAAGCCAAGCUUAAGGUGAAUUUGAAACAACACGUAAUUAACAACCAUUUGAGUGAGAAUGAAAUUCAGUGGUAUCAGUGUGAAAGGUGUACAUAUAAGGCGAAGUUUAAGCACCGGUUGGGUGAACACAUGAAGAACGUACACACGAAGUAGAAGUAAAUGUGUAAUGUAUAUGUGACGUGUAAAUGUGUACUUUAAUUUACUGUUGUGAUAGUAGUGUAUAUUUAAUAGUUAAUGUAUCUUUCAUUCCAAAAAAGCUAAUAUAAUCGAUUGUAUUGUGUGUUGUCUAUACUUCCUGUACAUAUUUUGUAGGUGUAUUACGUGUUGCCUAAUUCAAAGCAUAUUUAAAGCAUGUUUAAAGUUGAGUUGGCCAAAUAACCAAAAUUUAUACCUAAAAUCUAAAUAAAAACAAGAAUAGUCAAUGUCUCCACUACAAAAGUUAAUUUGAUUUGAGGUUAUGUUUUCCAAAAACAUCAAGUCGAGCCAACUGUGCCCCCUUUUCACAACAUCGGGUUUUCUUAUGGCGAAGCAGCGCCCAUCAUUCACCCCUUUCGACUGUGAAACUAGUGACAUUGAUUUCUACCACUGCAAGAAGUGUGACUUUCGGACAAAAUGUACACUCACUUUCAAACACCACAGGUUUAAAAAAGACGUGGAACACACGAUUCGUAGUUACACUUGUGAAAAAUGCAGCUUUGAAACCUUCUUUGUUCUUAAAUGGCUGCAGCAUGUCUCAAGAUGUUCGAUAAAUAAAGACAUUUCUUAUUUUAAGUGUGAUCACUGUGACUACCAGUGCAAGCGUAAAGAAAGUUUGAAGACACACACAAUUGUAAAGCACCGAAACGACGACGAGAUAGACUGGUUUCAGUGCAGAAAAUGCCCGUAUAAAGCUAAGUGUGGUCCAUAUUUAAAAAUGCACAUAAAAUUUAAGCAUUCAAAUGACGAGGAUAUUAAGUGGUACAGAUGCAAGGAGUGCCCAUACAAAGCUAAACACAACAGCAAUUUAAAAGCACACGUACGUGUACAGCAUUGUGAUGUCAAACGGUUUCAAUGUGAAAAGUGCUCCUACAAAACUGGACGAAAAGCACAUUUAAAAGUUCACAUUGACAUUCAUCAUUUAGACCCAGAGGAUAUUACAUGGUAUGAGUGUGACAAGUGCUUAUAUAAAGCUAAACGAAAACAAUACUUGGAACUUCAUAAAAUGACGCGGCAUUUAGACGAAAAGGACAUUAAAUGGCACCGAUGUACCAACUGUCCAUACAAAACCAAAUAUGGUUACAGUUUAAAAAAUCACGUAAAUACGUACCAUUUGGACGAGCAAGAUAUACAGUGGUACGAAUGCAACCAUUGCCCAUAUAAAGCUAAGCAAAAAUGGACCUUAAAUAGACACGUAGGUUUUAAGCAUCUGAAUAAGUAUAAAUGGUACGAGUGUAAAAACUGUCCAUAUAAAACUCAACAUGUUUCCCAUUUGCAGAGUCAUAUAACUUCGCGACAUUUGGACGAACGCGAUAUUAAAUGGCACGAAUGCCAAAGUUGUCCAUACAAGUGCAAACUAAAGCGGGUUUUAACCACACACAUAUUAAGGAAGCAUUCGCAGGAAGGCAAUGUUAAAUGGCACGAAUGCCAAUAUUGUCCAUAUAAAACCAAGAUCAAAUCGACUUUAACUAGACAUACAACUACCAAACACGUGGAUGACGAAAAAAGGAAUAUUUAAGAGAAAUGUGAUUGACGAUGUAAUAUACCAAUUUUUACCCUUAAAUAAGCAAAAAUUCAAUGAAAUAAAAGUCAAAUCUGUUGAAUUUUAGCAUGUUUUAAUAUCCCUAUGGCACUGAAAAUUAUAAAAUUAAAAUCGAA